UUUCUGUUCCAAUAUCACUAUAAAUGCCUGCUUCGUCUAACAUGCUCUUUUUUUCCCUUUCCUCUCUUUUCUCUCUCCUUUCCCGUCGCCGGCCAUUCGCCACCAUUUCCCGGUAACUAUCCCGGCGUCGUCCACCGUUGAUCUUGCCGGAAUCUUAUCUCUCCCAACAAACUUUUGAUAAUAGGUUUCCUAUAAUAUUGGGGAGGCUUUGUUUUUGGUUUGAGGGUAUUUGAAUUAUGGAAGGAGUUGGGCUGCGGAAAGUGAGCUCUCAUUGCUCGAUCUCUGAGAUGGAUGAUUACGACCUCUCUAGGCUUCUUGAUAGGCCACGGAUUAAUAUAGAGAGGCAGAGAUCCUUUGAUGAGAGAUCAUUAGGUGAGUUAUCUUUAAAUAAAGGGAGUGUAGAGAAUUUUGAGCACAUCUACUCUCCAGGGGCAAGGUCAGGUUUUGAUACCCCUGCUUCGUCAACUAGGAACUCUUUUGAGCCCCAUCCUAUGGUUGCCGAAGCUUGGGAAGCUCUUCGACGAUCUUUGGUGUACUUUAGAGGGCAGCCUGUGGGAACCAUUGCUGCUUAUGACCAUGCUUCAGAGGAAGUUCUAAAUUAUGAUCAGGUUUUUGUACGGGAUUUCGUACCUAGUGCAUUGGCUUUCCUCAUGAAUGGAGAACCGGAUAUAGUUAAAAACUUCCUGUUAAAGACACUCCAACUUCAGGCUUGGGAAAAGAGAGUUGACCGGUUUAAGCUAGGGGAAGGGGCUAUGCCAGCCAGUUUUAAGGUGCUUCAUGAUCCUGUCCGAAAAACUGAUACUAUUGUUGCGGACUUUGGUGAGAGUGCCAUUGGAAGAGUAGCUCCUGUCGACUCUGGUUUCUGGUGGAUCAUUCUACUUCGUGCAUAUACAAAGUCUACUGGAGAUAUGUCCUUGGCAGAGUCACCAGAAUGCCAGAAGGGGAUGAGACUUAUUAUGACUUUGUGCUUGUCGGAGGGGUUCGACACAUUUCCCACACUACUUUGUGCCGAUGGGUGCUCAAUGAUUGAUAGGAGAAUGGGAAUUUAUGGCUAUCCUAUUGAAAUUCAAGCGCUCUUCUUCAUGUCCCUGAGAUGUGCUUUGUCAAUGCUUAAACCUGAUGCGGAAGGGAAGGAGUUUAUUGAAAGAAUAGUAAAGCGAUUGCAUGCAUUGAGUUUUCACAUGAGAAACUAUUUUUGGCUUGAUUUCCGUCAACUAAAUGAUAUCUACCGUUACAAAACAGAGGAAUACUCUCAUACAGCUGUAAAUAAAUUCAACGUCAUUCCCGAUUCAAUUCCUGACUGGGUUUUUGAUUUCAUGCCUACACGCGGUGGUUACUUUAUUGGAAAUGUCAGCCCUGCAAGGAUGGAUUUCCGAUGGUUUGCUUUGGGAAAUUGUGUAGCCAUCCUUUGUUCUCUUGCAACUCCUGAGCAAUCUAUGGCUAUUAUGGAUCUCAUUGAAGCUCGCUGGGAAGAGUUGGUGGGAGAAAUGCCACUAAAAAUCUCGUAUCCUGCCAUUGAAAGUCAUGAAUGGCGGAUUGUCACUGGAUGUGACCCCAAGAAUACCAGAUGGAGCUACCACAAUGGAGGAUCCUGGCCAGUUCUUUUGUGGUUGUUAACAGCAGCAUGCAUCAAGACUGGUCGGCCACAGAUUGCAAGACGAGCCAUUGAUUUGGCAGAAACCCGUUUACUCAAAGACGGAUGGCCAGAAUACUACGAUGGAAAACUCGGAAGAUAUAUUGGAAAACAAGCUCGCAGGUUCCAAACGUGGUCAAUUGCUGGAUAUCUCGUGGCAAAGAUGAUGCUUGAAGAUCCUUCUCACUUAGGUAUGGUCUCUUUGGAGGAAGAUAAGCUAAUGAAACCGCUGAUUAAGCGAUCAUCAUCGUGGACGUGCUGAACCCCAAAAAUAUUAGGGAAUAGAAUUGAAAGAAAAAUUCAAGGCUUAGAGAUGAUGCUAAGUAAUUGUGUCAAUUCUAGCAAUGUUCAUUCUUUGGCAAUUUUCUUGCCACUCUUAAGACUGAUGGCAAAGUCUAGGUUGUGUACAAUAGUGCCUGCUUGUUUCUUGUUUCACAAAGGACUGCUUCUUUUCAUGUUUGUCACCAUUGCAAACAUUUUUCCUCUAAAUACCAUAAGUGAAUGGUUCCUUUCGCCA
This is a messenger RNA of Amaranthus tricolor (Joseph's coat), 2150 nucleotides long. Its product is annotated as probable alkaline/neutral invertase D. The record is from RefSeq and is a predicted model, not a curated record. Lineage: Eukaryota; Viridiplantae; Streptophyta; Magnoliopsida; Caryophyllales; Amaranthaceae. Gene Ontology annotation, biological process: sucrose catabolic process. The transcript is spliced from 5 exons. Gene Ontology annotation, molecular function: endo-alpha-N-acetylgalactosaminidase activity; sucrose alpha-glucosidase activity. The coding region runs from base 237 to 1895 and encodes 552 amino acids.